AUGCUACUCCGACGCUCCAAAGUUCGUGUCUCCUUGGUCUCCGCCCUGACCACAAUCUUAUUUUAUCAACAUUGGCCUCAACCUACUAUUCUAUUAAAACCUCAUCGUGCAAUAUCCAGUCCCCUUACAGAUCCAAACUCAUCGAUUCUUAUUAAUAGUAAGAUUGCUACGGCUUCUAUUACACUUCCACUACUAGGCAAAACUCGUACCACGAAAACACUGCCACGCAUUAUGAUGCUCACAGAUUGUCCAGUUGAAGUCUGGACUAGAAUAUUUAGCUUCGUUCAUGAUGACACUGGCUUGAAAUUGUUCCCAUUGAUAUGUAAACAGGCAAGAUGUGUAUCUGCUAGUCCAUCAUCAAAAGCACUUUACUUUUUGACAAGAUAUGGAAAAAACAUGUCCUUUUAUUUUGCAUAUCGAAAACAUCUAAAGGCCCUGGACCUGCUAGUUGUGCAAAUUAUGCUGCAAAAUGGUGCUCAAUUACCCAGAUUUGUCGCUCAAAAAAUUACCUCGGAUUACCAUAUGCAGUCGAGUGGUGGAAUAUCCACCCCGCUUUUUGUGUUUUUUGUCAAUCACACCUACAAUAUCUAUGCAGAUUUGGCCUUGUUUAAUGAAAAUGCAAGUACUUUUACAAGUGACCAUGCAGCAUUUGAACGUCUUGUCAGAGCUCCAAUCUCUGAUACUGCUGUGACAAUCGAAAAAGUAAACACUCUUAUUCAUCAGUUUAAAUUCAUACCCGUAUCAGAUCUAUGCAGCAAACCCAUUGCGGAAAGCAUCUACUACCUAUCACGCUUGAACCUAUCUUUCAUCCGUAAAUUGAUAGUCAAUGGAUUUGAUCUUUCUGUUGUCAAUGACAGCAUUAUGGAACGUGUUAUGAUCCAUCCGUAUCUUAACGUUAGAUACCUUAAACGGUACCUAGACGUUGGCUUUGUGCUCUCAAAUAUAUGCAUUAAACGCGCUCUUGCUGGUGGGCGUGUUCAUACAAUUGCUAUACUGCAUAAACUUGUUGAAGAAACAAAACUAAAAAAGUUGGCAUGCGAUACUAUCGAGGAUCUCUUUGGUCCUUAUUUGGAUCGCAACACCUCACUUAACGUUCCAUGGUCAUCAGAAACAGUGCAUCGCAUCAUUCAUACAUUCCAGAUCCCAGAUACAGUUAUUGCCAAAGCACUUUUGAGCAACCCUGACUCUGUAUGCACAUUUGAUCGCGUUCAUCCCGAGUUUCCGGUUACGCGAUGCUAUUUGAAAGCCAGGCCAUAUCCUGUUUGGGAAUGGGUUUUGGCAACCUAUGGGCCACAGCAUGAAUUUAGUAUUUCCUGUAUGGAUGAUGCACUUAGUCGGGCAGUCGCUGAUCAGGAACUGCACGAUCUUCACCAAAAGUAUUUGAGUGCAGGAUUUGUUUUUAGACCACGACACAUUAAAAUUCUAGCAUGUCGCUUGUUGCAUCGAAGUAUGACAGGCAACUCACUUCAACUGCUCAGGCAUCUUCGUGAACAAGUGAUAGCUCGUCAAAUGAAAGCGUUCGCAGAAGAUACUCAUUUAGACGAUACUGAUUCUGAUGGUGGGGAACGUACCUACAAUCGCUCCAAUCAUAGUCAUUCAGAUGAUAUCAACUGCAUUUCAAACACUGAAGUACUUGCUUUUCGCAAAUCAGUUUUGGAAGAAAUUGUAGAUAACGAAGAAUGGGGCACUCGUAUGCGCACCAUUCAACUUGAAGGUGGACCGCGCGGAGGUGCUAUUCGUAUCGAUCGUCCUCCUGAAGAUGCACUUCGAUUUCUUGAAGAAGCUAGACAGCUGUUAAGCGAACUCCGCGUCUCACCUCUGCCUACCAUACCAAUUCAAAGCACUGAGAAUUCAACUGCCAAAAACUCUAUGGAAAUAAACUCCAUCACUAUUGGUAUUUCAGGUUCAAAAAAAUCAUCAGAUUCUUGGAUCAGCCGAAUGCAAGAUUGGUGGCGAACGAGAAAUCUAAACCCCAUCACAUCUAAAAAACCAAAACCUCUUUAUAUUGAACCCGCACAAAGCUCCAUCUGA
Messenger RNA from Batrachochytrium dendrobatidis JAM81, 2031 nucleotides. RefSeq lists its product as uncharacterized. The transcript is spliced from 5 exons. The record is from RefSeq and is a predicted model, not a curated record. Bases 1 to 2031 code for a protein of 676 amino acids. NCBI's taxonomy places the organism in Eukaryota, Fungi, Chytridiomycota, Chytridiomycetes, Rhizophydiales.